This is a messenger RNA of Hypomesus transpacificus, 2805 nucleotides long. RefSeq names its product F-box only protein 41. Gene Ontology annotation, molecular function: protein binding. The record is from RefSeq and is a predicted model, not a curated record. Lineage: Eukaryota; Metazoa; Chordata; Actinopteri; Osmeriformes; Osmeridae. The transcript has 11 exons. Bases 1 to 2211 code for a protein of 736 amino acids.
AUGGCAUCACAUGACCUCCCCUACUUCUGCCCCCGCUGUGACCACGCCCGCUUCCCCUCCGUUCUGGAGCUCAGGGCUCACCUGGUGAGCUGCCACACCUACGAGACCCUGCUGGUCCUGUCCCGCACCCGCGCCCGCACCUCCAGCCCCCGGACCAUGGCCCUCCUCGCAGCCCCUGCUGCCCAGAGACAGAGCUCCUUCCUGGGCCUGGAGCAGCUGCCCUUAGCCUGUCUGGACCUGGCCUCCUGCUCUGCCUCGGCCCAGCUGCUGAGAGAGCUGUUCAUCAAGGACGACCAUCUGGGGACGAGCAGGACUGCAGCCCCCUCCGCCGGCCCCCUGGCCCUCCCCACCUCCCUGGCCCGUCUGUCUGGAGACAGGCUGGAUCUGGGGGACCUAGGCCGGAUAAGCCUGGGGCUGGAGUUUGGCCGGGGCCUGUGUCUGGAUGAGAGGCUGGGCCUGGGGCUGGACCAGAGGAUGGCUAGGACGUUUGCGGAGGUGGAGGAGAGGGUGGAGCGCAGGGUGGGGAGGCUGAAGGCAGAGCUGGAGAGGAGGGAGGAGGAGCUGCAGACACAGCGGAGGGCGGGGGAACGGCUGGACCAGGAGAAGAAGGAGGUGGAGCAGAGGGCCUCGCUGCUCAGCAGACAGGUCCAGAUCUCCGUGGAGAUGAUGGCUGAGCUGCAGGCAGAGCUGCAGGGGAAGGAGAGAGCUCUGGACCAGACACAGCAGGAGGUGUGUGAGAUAGAGAGCUUCCUCAGAGAGACAGCAGAGAGAGAGGCGAUGGCCAAGGCUCGUCUUCAGGUGUUCAUCGAAGCUCUGCUGGAGAGAGCUGACCGUGCAGAGAGACAACUGCUGCAGCUCAACACACACACCCCUAGUGGCCGCGUGAGGACACUGUCUCUGGGGUCUGGAGGCUGGGAGAGGCUGGGGGGCUGGCAGAGGCCGGGGGGCUGGCAGAGGCCGGGGGGCUGGGGGGGGUGCAGGACCUGGAGGAAAGGUCCUCAUCGACAUCAUAGCACUGAGGAAGAGGAGGAGGACGAGGAGGAAGAUUCCCUGUCAGAGGACCAACCCUGGAGCACACCUGAGAUCCAAAGACACAUUGCUGUCAGGAACACACACUCACCUGGCACAGACGUGUCCUCGGUGGACUCCAGCCCGUAUCGCCGUGGUGACGGGGCGUUGGGGGCGGGGCUCCUGCGUCUGAGGGCGGGGCUGUUCUGUGUGUUUCCCUUCCUGGACGUGAGGACGCUGCUGCUGGCUGCAGAGGUCUGCUCUGAUUGGAGGAUGGUGGCCAGACAUCCGGCCGUGUGGACUCACGUCAGGCUGGACGACGCUCGCGUGUCCGUCCAGUUCCUGAGCACCCUGUCCCAGUGGUGCACUCAGACCCAGUCCCUGGUCCUGCACAAGCUGCGACCCAGACCCAGACACCCUGCAGAGAGGAGGGAGGACUACCACAAGAACACACGGGCGUGUCUGGAGGAGGGUCUGGAGGCUCUGCUGAGGAGUGCAGGAGAGAGCCUCCUGCUGCUGCAGGUGUCUCACUGUCCUCACGUCCUCACGGACCGCUCACUGUGGCUGGCCAGCUGCUACUGCCACCACCUGCACACGCUCACCUACAGGAGUUCGUCUGAUCCUCUGGGUCAUGAGGUGAUCUGGGCGCUGGGCGCUGGCUGCAGGAGCAUCACUCACCUCCAGGUGGCACCACUGCACCCAUGUCAACAGCCAACAAGAUUCAGCAACCGCUGCCUUCAGACGAUUGGUCGGUGUUGGCCACACCUCCGUGUGCUCGGUGUGGGCGGGGCAGGCUGCAGUGUUCAGGGAUUGGCUGCUGUUGUGCGUAGCUGUGUCGGCCUGCAGGUGUUGGAGUUGGAGCGUGUGAGCGGUCUGGACCAGCAGGGGGCAGGAGAGCUGCUCUGCAGAGAGGGACUGCAGCAGCUGCACACGCUCACCCUCACCUCCACCCCCGUCACCACGGAAACACUGCUGCACCUGCACAGGGUGUGUGGGGGGCUCAGGUCCAUGGUGGUCAGGCUUGGAGUGACAGACUGGGAUGCUGACAGCUCUGAUGCUCAGAGACACAAGCAGGACAUGGUCAGCAGUCUGCAGGCCCUGCAGCAGUGUCCAGGUGUGUGUGACGUCUUCCAGCUGAGGGAUUCUACUGACAUCCUCCUCCCGCCUCCUUUACCACCACUCAGCCAAUCAGAGCUAAGCUGACAACUUCAGCCACCAAUCAGGCCAGGCUGGAAACAUCACCCCACCAAUUUUGUCUCCACUUUUCAUCCUGUAUGUUUAUAUGUUUUGUUUUCACAUAAUGAACACGUUUACAAUGCUUUGUUUUUACAUUAGUCAGAAGAAGAAAACCUCAAGAUUCGUACUUCGAACAUUUGUUUGAUAUAAACAAGGUUGUCACAAUUCAGGAUAAUUCAGACUUUAAACAUUAAUAAAAUAUUUUCUCGAGAUUCAAAUAGUUCCAAAAAAUACUUUGAAAAUGUGUAUAAAACGAGUUCAGGAAAGAUACACACAUAUUGAUUCAUAGUAAGUUUGUGUGUGAAAGCUCCUAGCUGCUCCAAGGAGAGAGUUUCUCCUGAGAUAGAACCACACCACCAUACACAAAUCUAUUAACCGUGACAAUAAAUGGUUAAAAGCACACACGUGUCUUGACUGAACUGAGAAAACAAACUGGGAAAACAAAAGAAAUUGUGAGGAAGUCAGACGGGAAGACAACUUGGCAUAGUUCUGAGGGGAGAGUUCCUCAGGAGUGCUCGCUGGCAGAAUCUACAGAACAGUGAAUAUUCUAGAUAUACUGUA